AUGGCAGCCUCCAUUGUAGGAGGCUGUGGGGCCUCGGUGGCCCUAAGCCGGACAUUCAGAGUCACCAGGGUAUUGCUCCCUUCACCAGCCUCUGCAGUCUGCCGGGCCCAUGAGGGACAGGGCCGGCCGCAGAGCACUGGGCCUUCGGGGCCUGGCACGUUCCAGCCCCCGUCGAAACCCGUGAUCGUGGACAAGCGUCUUACCGCGCGCCGGGAGAGAAGGUUCUUGAGUCCAGAAUUCAUUCCUCCAAGAGGAAGAACAAAUCCUCUGAAAUUUCAAAUAGAAAGAAAAGAUAUGUUAGAAAGGAGGAAAGUACUCCACAUUCCAGAGUUCUAUGUUGGAAGCAUACUUCGUGUUACUACAGCUGACCCAUAUGCCAGUGGGAAACUCAGCCAAUUUCUGGGGAUUUGCAUCCAGAGAUCAGGAAAAGGACUAGGAGCCACAUUUAUCCUUAGGAAUAUUAUUGAAGGACAAGGUGUCGAGAUUUGUUUUCAGCUUUAUAAUCCUCGAAUUCAGGAGAUCCAAGUAGUCAAGUUAGAGAAACGACUGGACGAUAGCUUGUUGUACUUAAGAGAUGCGCUUCCUGAAUACAGCACUUUUGAUAUGAAUAUGAAGCCAGUAGCACAAGAAUCUACCCAAGAAGUUCCUGUUAAUCAGUUAAAAGUGAAAAUGAAGCCUAAGCCCUGGUCUAAACGCUGGGAACGUGCAAAAUUUAAUGUUAAAGGAAUCAGAUUUGAUCUUUGUUUAACUGAGGAACAAAUGAAAGAAGCUCGGAAGUGGGAUCAGCCUUGGCUUGAGUUUGAUAUGAUGAGAGAAUAUGAUACUUCGAAGAUUGAAGCUGCAAUAUGGCAAGAAAUUGAUGCAUCGAAAAAAACCUGACUUUGAGAAUGAAUUUGGU
Molecule: messenger RNA, 898 nt
Organism: Chrysochloris asiatica (Cape golden mole)
Lineage: Eukaryota; Metazoa; Chordata; Mammalia; Afrosoricida; Chrysochloridae
Product: 39S ribosomal protein L19, mitochondrial-like
Exons: 6
Coding region: 1-879 (292 amino acids)
Biological process (GO): translation
Cellular component (GO): mitochondrial large ribosomal subunit; ribosome
Molecular function (GO): structural constituent of ribosome
Source: RefSeq, a predicted model, not a curated record